AGUGGCCCCCAGGGGCUGGCAGGCGUGCGGGCUCCAGGCCCAGGCUCUGUGGGGGCAAUGGUCUGCCAUGAGGAAGGUGAAAGAGGAGAAACAAAGAACCAGAAUCCUAGGAUGUUCAAAAUGAGGGAUGCUUGGAAAGCAUAGGGCAGUCCACCUCCCUUGCUGUGGGGAACCAAGGCCCUGGCAUUGAUGAGCAGCACACGCUGCAGUGGGGCAGAGGCAAAGCUGAAAGCUACCUCCUCGCUACCUGACCUCAGAGUUCCCCCACUGCUCAGCCUUCUCUGGGGAUGGGAGCUGGAGGGGCCGGGGCUUUGGAUCCGUGGAGAGCAGGGGGCCAAGGUGGACAGUGAGCACUGGGCAGGGACCACCCCUGUGGGUCCCCAUGGGGAUGGCUGCCUCCCUCCAGACAUCUUUUCUCCACGUGUGCCUUCCAGGUGUUUCCUUUCGCUCCUGGGUCUCUCUCCCCCAGCUGGCUCUCAGACUAAUUAGUGUGGGGGCUUUAGUGAGCCUGGAGGGAGGCAAGGCAAGCCUUUCCCACGAGCUCAGAUUCCUGCAGGCUGGUGGCCGGGCCAGAGCAGGGAUAGGGGAGACGAUGAAAUGUAUGUGUGGGGAGGGCGUGUCUGCACAAAGACGGAGGAAUGUCUCAUCUUCCCAGACAUAAGCACUCGACCCUACAGAAACCUCUCUGGCGUAGGAGCCGGGAGACCACGGCUUUCCCCGCAAGGAGGACAGAGGGGUCGCCCCCACUCCCGGCGCCGCCACCGCACCACCUUCAGUCCAGCGCAGUUGGAACAGCUGGAGUCAGCCUUUGGGAGGAACCAGUACCCUGACAUUUGGGCCCGAGAGGGCCUCGCCAGGGACACAGGACUCAGUGAGGCCAGAAUCCAGGUCUGGUUCCAGAACCGCAGAGCUAAGCAGAGGAAGCAAGAGCGGUCACUGCUCCAGCCACUGGCCCACCUGUCUCCUGCCACCUUCUCCGGUUUCUUGCCCGAGCCCCCCGCUUGCCCCUACUCCUACCCAACGCCACCCCCACCAAUGACCUGCUUCCCUCACCCCUACAAUCAUGCCCUUCCCUCUCAGCCCUCCACGGGUGGCUCCUUUGCUCGACACCCCCAGUCUGAAGACUGGUAUCCCACCUUGCACCCAACCCCCACGGGUCAUCUGCCCUGCCCCCCAGCCCCACCUGUGCUUCCCCUCAGCCUUGAGCCACCAAAGUCCUGGAACUAAGGUUAAACAAGCGCCCACAAGAUACUUUCCCAGCCCUCAUGAAACACAGAGGGUGGCUUCCUUUCCUUCUAAGGGUGAAGUAGAAAUAUGGUGAAGGGAGUUGCCACUGCAGCACAAUGGGAUCAACAGUGUCUCAGGUUCAACCCCCAGCCCAGCACAGUGGGUUAAAGGAUCUGGCAUUGCCACAGCUCUGUCAUAGUCUGGAUCUGAUCCCUGGCCCAGGAACUCCAUAUGCCGAGGGGUGACCAAAAAAAAGAGAGAAAAAAAAAAAAGAAAUAUAGUGAAAGGCAGCUCAGAGAUUGGGAACUGAAAAAUGGGAGCUCCUGAUGAAGGUUUACUGAGGUGUUUCAUUGAGUGAAUUUGGGGAGGUGAAAUUAUUGGAAGACACAGGUAAAGAGCCCCAUUGGAGGUGACUGGUAGAAGGAUGGCAUUGAUGGAAGCAGUGGUUGCCGCUGGUGAGUGGAAAUGGUUGAAGGGAGUAGAAUUGGGGGGGCUUCACUCAUUGAGAUCACAAUCAAAGAUCUUCAUCCCUGUCGUUUCUAGCUGAUUUCAGUAAGGCUUUGGCUUUAAAGUCUACCUGUACAUCCUUUUCCCCUCACCACCCCCCAAAUCACUCAUUAACGUGUGUUCCUUCCAUCCUAGAAAUAGCUCUUGAAUUUAUUCUUCUCUUUUCCUUUCCAGCAGACACUUUCUUUCUGGCCCCACAUUUUCUAAUUAAUCCUUCUCCUUCGUUCCCUUAGUUCCAGUCUUUCCCACUGCCAACAGAUCUUGCCAAUCCGAUCAUCAAAGAAUGGCUCUCCGAUGUCUUACAAAAAUAAAUAAAUGAUAUCUAGUUUG
Messenger RNA from Sus scrofa (pig), 2064 nucleotides. RefSeq names its product PROP paired-like homeobox 1 (gene PROP1). Gene Ontology annotation, biological process: pituitary gland development; regulation of transcription by RNA polymerase II. Gene Ontology annotation, cellular component: transcription regulator complex. Gene Ontology annotation, molecular function: RNA polymerase II cis-regulatory region sequence-specific DNA binding; DNA-binding transcription factor activity, RNA polymerase II-specific. NCBI's taxonomy places the organism in Eukaryota, Metazoa, Chordata, Mammalia, Artiodactyla, Suidae. The record is from RefSeq and is a predicted model, not a curated record.